Molecule: messenger RNA, 1495 nt
Organism: Fomitopsis serialis
Lineage: Eukaryota; Fungi; Basidiomycota; Agaricomycetes; Polyporales; Fomitopsidaceae
Exons: 9
Coding region: 111-1268 (385 amino acids)
Source: RefSeq, a predicted model, not a curated record
GUCCAUCCUGGUCUUGUCGUCGAACCCAAAUCUACAUAGGCUAUUAUCCAAGCGGUGUGGCAGGACGACUCCGACUCCGAACGAAACCGUCCGGGCGACGGGCGUUAGGAAUGGAACUAAGGGCUACUCAUCGCGACUCCGAAGCCAGGAUCCAUGAUUUGGAAGCUCAGUACGGCGACCUCGAGGCCAAGUAUAGUGACCUUGUGGCUCAGAGCAGUGAUCUGGAGGCCAGUCAUAACACUGUCUUGGCGAGGAACACCAAUCUCGAGGGAAGAACCACCGAGCUGCAAAGAGAGAAUGCACGACUCCAGAAAGAACUCGAUGACACGCGCAGAGAGUUGACAGUGAUGAAAGAGAAGGAAGAGGACUCGGAACCGUGCAUUCUACCAGCAGGAUCGGUAGAGAGGGCGUUAGACGAGUCGAUGCGUCAUAGGGAGGAGGAAAGCCAAGAACAUAGUCGCGUCGUAAAGAAUCUCCAGAGGCCCGACGAAAAGUCUAACGAAGAGGCUGAUGGAGCAUUCGACGAAGGAUCUGACGCAGCACCGGCAAGUAAUGAUGACGAAACCUUCGCCCAGUUACAAGACGUGGACGGUUGCAACCUAGCUCAUUUUCUUGGCAACGAAGGGGUUAAUGCGUUCGGAGUACCAGAAUCAGAAUUGAAGAUGAAACUCCCUUGUAUGUGUAGUAAACAAAGGGCGUUGAAAGCUCUCCGCAAGAUAAUCUCUGAGCCACGUAUCUUGGAUAAUAGCUGGAUAUGCAUCGGUCCCGAACUCAUUUGGUCGAGUGGAAUGACCAAAUGUCUGCUUGUGUUGCACUCUCAGCUCUAUGAUGUAGACUCUGGAACUACUACGGACAUCGUGUACGAUGACCGAGUCCAGGAAAAUCAAGUACGCGACCUCUUCCAUACAACCGCACUCCCCGAUGCAACCGGGAAACCAUUGUUCUACCGCGGCACAUUUCGAUGUACAGGACAGUCGAUCGUGUCUUACAGGCACAUCAAACCCUUCAUCAAAGACCAGCCCAACGUCUUCAGAACCAUCGUUCAAAGGACAACGCGUAGCAGUCAGGCCGCCACCCAGGCGGCACUCAAAGACAUGUACGAGAAUGAACAGCUCAAGAUCGCUUGUUACAGACUAGAGAAGGUUGGCGAGAAUCGCGAAAUUAUGGGCAUAGUAGAGGCAUGCGAACGCGACAGUCAAGAAAACACACGCAAACAUCCGGCGCAACGUACAGACAACGGAAGCAGGAAGAAACGCAAACUCGCUUGAAGUCCCGACACAGCUCACAUCCCUCACGCUUAGCCAAAACUCACAUCGGUCACUUCGCUCUGUGGAUCGUAUACCCACAUUUACCACCGCUUCGCUUUGCUAUGCCUUUGCUAUCGUUGCUACCAGUUUUCAUCCAGUUAUAUUUCAUUCGGUGCAUAAUGCGGUCCCCGUCACCAUAUCUGUCAUUUCUCAUCCGCUGCAAGCUCAGGCCAUGAACACCAAUACCG